AUGUUUGACACGAAUGCUGACGAAGACAUCGAUCUCAACGAAUCCGACAUCCAGUUUGUGGACAACCAUUGCGACACCGAUUACGGCGUCUUCUGGGGUGAAGUGUCGGACAGAGAGAGACAGUUCGCCAAAGAGUUGGCACACAUUGAAGACAUUGAAGACAAUAGCAGUGAGUCGUCCGACAAAUGCAAACCAUUGGCCGCGAGUGACAAACAAGUGGACAGUCCUGACCCGGAAUUGAACGCAUGGAUUAUGGAUCAGAUUAAAGACCAUAAGAGUGACCACCAGUUGAGUGAAGAGAGUGGCUGUUCACAGACAUUGGACUUAACCAUCGAUACGGUAGAAGACAUCGACGCGAAUGUCAUCCAAAAGAGUGAAUUGGAGACGAAGACAGUCAUUGAGUUAAUACCAAACGAAUCGAUUGGUAUUGAUGUCCAAAAUGGAGACAAAUUGUAUGAAACUCAACCGAUAGUCGAGACCAUCGACAGCAACGGUCACGACAUGGAGUGGACUCAAGAGAACCAAUUGACAGAUCUUGCCAAAGAGUGGCCGACAUAUCACACCAAACGCAGCUACCAAUUGACAGAUCUGUCGGUGCCAUCAGCGAGUCAACAGGAGGUCGCGGCAGCCGUUGCAUCCAUUGUCGACACUAAUGAGUGCCAAAGAGUGGCCGACAUAUCACACCAAACGCAGCCAUCGGUGGCGCGAACCGGCGAUGCAUUUGACUCGACGUUCAAUUCAAUUAGUAGUCAAAUGCUGUUCAACGACACGACGAGUGCUGAUCACAGCUUUAAUCCCGAUUUAAUCGAAACCUAUUUGAUUAAUGAGAACUUUCAUCCCAUUCCCGACAAUACAUUCAAUGAAGAGUUUGAUGAACACACUGUGGACCAGUUUUUCGCAUUUCUUGAGCACAAGAGGUAUCACUGGAUUCAGUGUCGAAGACAUCGCAUCUCAAGACAUAAACCCUCGGCCCAGAAGACAAUGGCAUCGGCUGUACCCGCGAGACGUGUGGAUGUGAGCGAAUACCUCCACCAACAGCAACAACUGGCGGCCAACGCGGCGACCAUCGAGUGGUGGACAGCGUUUGAGGAGUUGUACGCCAAGAGGUUGUGGCAUCAGUUGACCACAAAGGUGUACGACUUCGUGAAGACGGCUCAGUACCCGCACCUCCACGAGUUUUACGACAACUUCAUCGCCGACUUCGAGACCAAAAUCAACGGACUCACGCUCAUCGAGAUCUGCGGUUAUGUCAUCAAUCAGAUCCCCACUCAUGAGGCGCGCGUCGAGUUUGUCACCAAAAUGAAGGACAAAGUGAAGGCCAACAGAGAGGCGGUCAUCCUCUGCAACAUCUUUUUGGGCCAAUCGAUGCUUUUGGCCAACGAUUUGAAGGCCAUUAAAGAGCUGCUCGAAGUGACCAAUCAGUUGAUCGAAGCGGAGACGGGCGUCACGUCCGUCCACUCGCGCUAUUACCGGCUGUCCAGCGACUAUCACCAGACAAUGGCCAACCACUGCGAGUACUAUAGGGAUGCGUUGCGAUACUUGGGCUGUCAGACGAGCGCCGACGUGGAGGACGCCGACACUCAGGCCAAGCGGGCGUUCACUCUGUCGUUGGCCGCCAUUCUCGGCGACUCGAUCUACAACUUCGGGGAACUCCUGCAGCACCCGAUUGUGGACGCCAUGCGCCCCGAGAACCUCUACAUCAAAGAGCUGCUGCUGGCCUUCAAUAGCGGCGAUUUGGCCCGUUAUGAGGCACUGCGCCCGCAGUGGUCACAGCAGCCGGACUUAGCCAAGAAUGAGAUCAAAAUGCAUGAGAAGAUAUGUCUGCUGUCGCUCAUGGAGAUGACCUUCAAGAGCAACACCGGUGUCAUCACAUUCGCCGAGAUCUCCGCUCAAACCCGACUCCCGAUCGACAAAAUCGAGUUACUGGUGAUGAAAGCCCUGUCCCUCGGCUUAGUGAAGGGCACCAUCGAUGAGGUCGAGCAGACGGUGCACCUGUCGUGGGUUCAGCCCCGGGUGCUCAACAAGAGUCAGAUCGAGUCCAUGAAGAAUCGGCUCGACGUGUGGUUCAAAGAGAUUAAUGUCAUCGAGAAUCUGCUCGAAAAGAGGGCUCAAGAGAUCAUCAAUUGA
Messenger RNA from Oppiella nova, 2127 nucleotides. The record is from the annotation of a GenBank genome assembly. NCBI's taxonomy places the organism in Eukaryota, Metazoa, Arthropoda, Arachnida, Sarcoptiformes, Oppiidae.